UUUGGUAUACGAGCGAGACUGAAACUUUCUAACAGACAUCAGGUGAAGACACACGGCGCUGUCAAGAUGCCAAGAUCCUUUCUUGUGGAUUCCUUGAUUUUGAGGGAGAACAGCGAAAAGGGCACCGAGAACAGCCCUCCGUUAUUUCCGUACGCGGUGCAUCCGUCUCACCCUCUCCACAGCCUCACCGCCGGCUCCUGCCACUCUCGAAAAGCGGGUCUGCUGUGCUUUUGCCCGCUGUGCGUCACUUCUCAGCUUCACCCAUCUCCCCCAGCGCUGCCCCUCAUCAAGGCUUCAUUUCCAGCGUUCGGCACCCAGUAUUGCCACUCCGCGCUCUCCAGACAGCACUCCACCUCCAGCGGCGUAAACCUCAACAGCGGCUCGGGCUUGUACCAAGCCACUUAUCCGGUUCCAGAUCCACGACAGUUCCACUGCAUAUCCAUAGAAAAUAGCAGCAGUCAACUUCAGAGCAGCAAACGCAUGCGCACUGCGUUCACCAGCACGCAACUCUUGGAGUUGGAAAGGGAGUUCACCUCCAACAUGUACCUUUCGAGACUUCGGCGCAUAGAGAUCGCAACUUACCUCAAUCUGUCCGAGAAGCAAGUCAAGAUCUGGUUCCAGAACCGCCGCGUAAAGCACAAAAAAGAAGGCAAAAGCGGCUCCCACAGAACGGGCGCGCACAACUGCAAGUGCUCAUCGUCCCUGUCCUCCGCCCGGUGCUCCGAGGAAGAGGAUGACCUCCCAAUGUCACCCCCGUCAUCAGAAAAAGAGGACGCAGACCUGUCCGUCAGCCCGUGAACAUGACCACCACCUCAAAAGACUCUGUACACCACACCUGUGGAAUCUUGAAUGCAGCCAAAAAGCGACGGCAUCUGCGCGCGCCGUCACCUGUACAUAGCGAGAAAGGAAGAAACAAAACUUUAUAUAUGUUCGGGGUCUGCGUAUCCCUUUUAAUGUUGUAUAUUUGUAUACAUGUUCAAUGUUUGUAGUUUUUUUUUAAAACAACUUGUAAAAAGCCCAUAGUUCCGCAUCCAAAUAUGAUUCCUGUCACCAAAAGGUUUUUAAAAUCUAAGCGGUCCAAAAUGAAAAGUUUAUUUGCCUACCUUUUAAUUUCUAUUUGUAUUUUUUUAUAUAUAUAUGUAUAUGCAGAACUGUUUUGUUUUGUUUGUAUGGUGAGUACAGGGUAGCUUUAAGCACAUUUUGGUGACAGAAUGGAAAUAUGGGAUGUAUCCGAUGUAUAUGUCACUUGGAUGACAGAAUUUGUUAUUGUACUUUUAUUGUAAUGAGAAUAUUUAUUUAUUUAAAAAACCCUUAA
Messenger RNA from Danio aesculapii, 1315 nucleotides. It is a transcript of the gene gsx1, whose product is annotated as GS homeobox 1. Gene Ontology annotation, cellular component: nucleus. Gene Ontology annotation, biological process: regulation of DNA-templated transcription. The record is from RefSeq and is a predicted model, not a curated record. The transcript is spliced from 2 exons. The coding region runs from base 67 to 798 and encodes 243 amino acids. Gene Ontology annotation, molecular function: DNA-binding transcription factor activity, RNA polymerase II-specific; sequence-specific double-stranded DNA binding. Lineage: Eukaryota; Metazoa; Chordata; Actinopteri; Cypriniformes; Danionidae.